Molecule: messenger RNA, 1118 nt
Organism: Ylistrum balloti
Lineage: Eukaryota; Metazoa; Mollusca; Bivalvia; Pectinida; Pectinidae
Product: tetraspanin-33-like
Exons: 7
Coding region: 52-945 (297 amino acids)
Cellular component (GO): membrane
Source: RefSeq, a predicted model, not a curated record
AAUCAGGGAAAUAACAACUCAGUGUGGAUCUGUUGCAAGGUCCUUAUCACGAUGGGUAGGAGACGAGACAAAACAGCGGUUAAUCCGCUCACCAAGUAUUUCCUGUUCUUUGAAAAUUUCAUCAUAUGGAUUGGCGGACUGGCCAUUACAGGACUAGGUGCUUACGUGUUGUGGGUUAAACAAAAAGUGGUCAAGGAUGCGUUCGACUUCUUCCUGGAUCCAGCAACAAUCAUGGUGACAGCUGGCUCGAUCGUCGUCUUCAUUUCGUUCUUCGGCUGUAUGGGUGCACUCAGGGAGAAUAUGUGUUUUCUUAAAACAUAUAACAUUAUUCUGUCCAUCAUGUUUUUUGGGGAGUUAGCGCUUGUCAUCUUCGUUUUCGUGUUCUACUUUGUCCCGGAUGCCCGUGAACAGCUUGGACUGUUUCCCGGGGACAGUAUGAGGAACGCUAUCCAGAAGUAUGGCAUCGUGGAUGACGAGGAUAUGGUGAACCUUAUAGACAACAUUCAGAAAACGCUACAUUGUUGUGGUCUAAGUGACAACGAGGACGGCUAUAAAGACUGGAAUAACAACGAGUAUUUCAACUGUACUGUGUCAGGCUUAAGUCCAGAGAAGUGCUCUGUACCGCCGUCCUGUUGCAAAUUAAAACCGGGGGAGUACAUUAACAUCCUCUGUGGUCGUGGAGUGAUGAAACCAACAGAAGCGGGAGGCAGUCUUACUCUCGUGGAAACGGACAAAACUUUAGGGAUUUAUAAGGUUGGUUGUCUCCGGGCUCUAGGAGAAUGGAUUAACGACAACGCCCUCGUCCUCGGCGGUAUUAUACUGGGAAUUCUCAUCCCGCAGAUAUUCAUAAUGUGUUUGGCGAGAUCCCUAAGAGACCAAAUCAAACUACAGAAACUAAAAUGGCGUCGUUAUCGCCCAUCAAAUGACGAUCAUUUCAGCAAAUGACGUGGACGACUUGAUAAAUGAUAAUAAUUUUAAAAGAACAAUAUAUACCUGUGUUGGCAGAUCGUUUUAAAAACGGGAUAUUUACUUUCCGCCAACACGGCGCCAUAUCCGUGGCUUCUGUAUUUUUUUUCUAAUAAACAUUCAUUGAGGGAUAUCGUGCACAUAACUUUAAG